Messenger RNA from Chara braunii, 3189 nucleotides. The record is from the annotation of a GenBank genome assembly. NCBI's taxonomy places the organism in Eukaryota, Viridiplantae, Streptophyta, Charophyceae, Charales, Characeae.
GACUAACUUUUUGAGAUCGGCUCCCCUCUUGCCUUCUUUUUGCAGACUUGAUUGCAACUGCCAUCCUCAUCCUCGUCACUGUCAUUGUGCUGCCAUAGCUGUCGAACUUGGUGGCCUCUUCUGCAUUUCGAUUCUACUCCUGCUUGGGGAAGCAUCUCAUACGCUAUCAUGGAAGAACCGGCAUGCUUUGUUCUGCACAAGCCGGCGCCCAAGGAUACCGGAGGAGGAGCAGGGGGGGGAGGCGGAGGAGGUGGAGGUUCAAGUGGGCGGGAGAAAUCCGAGACGAGCAGCAGGGCACAGAGAUAUGCGGCAAAGAACAGGGGACGGAUGGCAGGGACGGGUGUGCACGGAUUGUCGGGCUCAGAUGAUGACGUGUCAGGUGGGGAAGGACUGCCGCCGUGCUUCGCUGGCGAGCCUGCGUCCUGCCGUCGCCUUCGACUUCAGGCCUAUAAAGAGCUGUGGUGCUCUGUCGAAGGCAGGAUUAAGGACAUCAUCACUCGUUCGAACGAAGAUUCGUUUAAGCUAAUGUACCGGUGGAUCAAGGACACACAUGGCGAGGAUGUCCAUGCGUCCGGGUUUGUUGAUGACAUCAACGUGUCAGGCUCGGAUGGAGACGUCGACGGGGAGGAGAGCGCUCGAUCGCCUGAUUAUUACAGCAUGAGUCUGGCUCAUCAGCUUCCCACCGCCCUGCUGUUCAUGGGGGGAAUCGAUUCCUGUGACCAUUCUACGACAUUUGCGGCGUUAUCUCGUUAUCUGGAUGGCAAGUGCCACGUGGCGUGCCUGAAGCCGUCCAACUUCAACAGCGCCAACAGCAUAACCCCAGCUGUAGAGUCCAUGCUGAAACAGUUUACUGGCAUCACGCCUGAGACGACCGACAUUGAGAUACUCGCGUCCUGGUACUUUGAGCGCUCGAUAGUCAAUCAACACCCUCUGGUGAUCAUAAUUGAAGAUGCGGAGCGGUGCGACAGCGCGAUCCUUCAGCACCUUGUCAUGAUCCUAAGCGAUUGGCGGGCGGACCUGCCCAUCUUCCUGGUGCUGGGAAUGUCCACCUCAGCAGCGGCGUUGAGGCGUAUUCUUCCUGCCGCGGCCAUCGCCCGCCUGCGACCGCAGCGCUUCGCGGUGAAAUUGUCGCAGCAUCACUUGGCGUCUGUUUUCCGCGAGGUCCUCUUGGACGCUAAAACCAGCUGUGGCAUAGUUCUGGCGGAUAAAGUUGUGGACUUUCUGUAUGGGGUAUUCCUCCGUCAAGAAUUGACUGUGACCUCCGUGCUCAGAGGGCUGCAGAUGGCGUACCUGGAGCAUUUCUCGAGUCAGCCACUGAGUUUUCUGUGUAGGGAGCUCAUGAAGGCGACAUCGGAGGUGCGCAUGGUGCAAGAGUGUGGGAUGCUGCCGCGUCAGCUCCUCGAAAUUGCAGCGAAGCUUCCCUCCGCCGUACGGGAAAUGAAAGAUGCAGCCGUCGGUCGUAAUAAUAACCAAGAGGCGGUGAGCGAUCGUCUAGGAAAAGCGCUGUGGGCGUCGAGGGAGGCGUGGAGGAAGUGGGCCGUAGGAGUGACGUGUCUCCACGUGGCCGCAUCCAUGGCGGGGGUUCUCUCUGGAGGAUCCAUCUGUGAGCUAUAUCGGGAUGCAUUGGGAUCCCAGUUCAUGUCUGUGGGAUUGCCCGGACAGCUCCCAGCUGCAGCUGCCCCUUCCUCAUCCAAUCCACUUGCUGCUCUGCGCUCCGACAGAUUGGUGUCUGGCUUUGAUGACACAUCAUCAUCACCGUGGUACUGCGGUAAUGAUGCUGACGCAGUCAAGUGUGGACCUGGUGUAACGCUCAUUCGCGCCAUUUCCAACCGCCUCAGGGAGGCAUCUUCUUCCACCAUGGAGGAUUUGCUUGCCACUCUGGAAGAUCUCAUGCAUGGCUUCCCUGAGUUCCAACAUGACUUGCAGGUGCUUAGACGCCUCAUGAAGGACAGCAGCCAACAACAACAACAACAACAACAACAACCGCAACAGCCGCAACAACCUCAACAACAACAACAACAACAACGAGUUGAAGAAAGGUCUCCGCCGCAGCUGCGAGCGGAAGCAGCAGCAGCAGCACACUUGUCAGGAUCGGGGGGGUCUGGGGAUGGCAGCAUAGAGCAGAAGGCUUCAGGAGGAGCGACUCAGGCGGUGGCCGCUGCUGUGGGCCUGAGAUCGAGCACAGCUGGGGGGUUGACUGAGGGUAAGCUUGCUGGCGGCGUAUCCGGUAACCCAGCAGCAGCAGCAGCAGCAGCGGGAGGAGGAGGGGGGGGUAAUCAGCAGCAAGAGGAAAGUGAUAAUGCGGCAGCGGCGACAGAACGUGAAGAUGCGGGGAAACCUGGAUUGGCAGGGGGUGGGAUAUCAGAGUCAGCCGCUAUGGCGCAGAGGGGGAUGAGUGCAGCCAUGCGUAGGAGAAUGGCCCUUCAGGCCCCGCGCCAGGUUAGGACGCAGGUCACGAUAACUGCUGAGAAGGUGUCGACAGUUCUGCGAAGGAUUGCGAACGAAUUGAUAACUUCGUUCGAGUUGUUACCGUUCCACGAAGUGUUUUGCUUUUCCGAUGUGUCUGUUCUUGAGGAAGCCAUAUCCGCGACACCUCGGGCUAGCAUUCAACACGAUCUUGUGGCGGCGUCUGCACGACUUAAGUGCGAAUGCUGUACGAAUGACGGGUCGAUAUCGUCCACGAUGCACGAUACGUCCAUAGCGUUCUGUUUGUAUAGGCACAGCGACGAGUACAUCAACAUUCACGACUGGUACAAGUCGUUUGAGGGGAUAUACGCAGCGCCUCCGUCGACGCCGCCGAGGGCGCGGGAAGCAGCGCAAUCGGCAACCAAGAGGGGCGCUGGGAGGCCAAGGAAGAGGUCAAGGGAGGAGGAAGAGGCGGGGCGGCAAACUGUAGAUAGAGAAAAGGGAAAAGAGAGAGACGCCGAUGGCUGCAGCGAGGAUGAACGUAAGAAGAAGUCCAUCAGCAGUUCACAGGAUGCUGCAGCUCUACAGGCCCGGUUUGUUCGGGCGACGUCUGAGUUACAGGUUCUGGGCCUGGUUCGAGUGCCCGGAAAGCGACGGCCGGAUCAUGUGCAGCGUGUAGCAUACGGCGGCUGAUGUAACUCCUCUCUUUUCUUCUUUCUCUUUUUUCUUCUUCUUUCUUUCUUUCUUUUUAAUAACUUUUUUACAAUGGCGGCAGCCGAUGUA